Molecule: messenger RNA, 471 nt
Organism: Armigeres subalbatus
Lineage: Eukaryota; Metazoa; Arthropoda; Insecta; Diptera; Culicidae
Product: endocuticle structural glycoprotein SgAbd-5-like
Exons: 1
Coding region: 71-385 (104 amino acids)
Cellular component (GO): chitin-based extracellular matrix
Molecular function (GO): structural constituent of chitin-based larval cuticle
Source: RefSeq, a predicted model, not a curated record
AUCAUCAGUCUACUGCCUACCAGUGUUCAGUUCACACGCAAAGCCGCAGCCCAAACAUCCCAUUUUCAAAAUGAAGUUCCUGAUCGCAUUCGCCACCGUUAUCGCCGUCGCUUUGGCCGCCCCCGUCGAUGAUCGCGACGCGCAGGUUGUCCGGUACGAUAACGACCACAAGGGCAUCGAUGGGUACAACGUGGCCUACGAAACCAGCAACGGUAUCAACGGCAACGAACAGGCUGAACUGCGAUCGUUCGGCGAAGACACCGCCGCCAUCGUGGUUAAAGGAUCGUAUUCUUACACCGGUAGCGACGGGCAGGUCUACACCGUGAACUACGUGGCCGAUGAGAACGGAUUCCAGCCGGAAGCUGCCCACAUUCCACGUGCCUAAUGAGGGGUGGAUCGGUUGAGAGUGCAGCUCGAGUAUGUGAUUUUGUGAUAGAAUGGUGAUGUAAAUAAAUUGCACUGAAUAGUUAA